Molecule: messenger RNA, 3982 nt
Organism: Cynoglossus semilaevis (tongue sole)
Lineage: Eukaryota; Metazoa; Chordata; Actinopteri; Pleuronectiformes; Cynoglossidae
Gene: ptar1
Product: protein prenyltransferase alpha subunit repeat containing 1
Exons: 7
Coding region: 45-1433 (462 amino acids)
Biological process (GO): protein prenylation
Cellular component (GO): cytoplasm
Molecular function (GO): protein prenyltransferase activity
Source: RefSeq, a predicted model, not a curated record
CCCGGAAAAAUUCCCACCCUCUGACGUCAGUGGGUGCUCUAAAAAUGGCGGAGUCGGAAGAGGAGGUGAACGUUCUGGUGCAGAGAGUUGUCAAAGACAUUACAAAUGCCUUUAAGAGAAAUCCCAACAUUGAUGAAAUUGGUGUGAUUCAGUGUCCAGAAGCGCGUUGCAACCGCAGUCCCAUUGUACUGGUAGAGAACAAGCUGGGUGUGGAGAGCUGGUGUGUCAAGUUUCUGCUGCCGUAUGUGCACAACAAGCUGCUGCUAUACCGCCAGCGCAAAUACUGGCUGGACAGGGAAGCUUUGGGGGAUAUCACAUGCACUUUGUUGUUGCUAAAUCCAGACUUCACAACAGCAUGGAAUGUCAGGAAGGAGCUUCUACAGUGUGGGGUUCUUCACCCAGAAAAAGACCUGUACCUAAGUAAGCUGGCUCUCACCAGGUUCCCCAAGAGUCCAGAGACAUGGAUACACCGGCGCUGGGUGCUGCAGCAGAUCCAGAGCAGAAAGCAGGAGCAGGGUGAUGCAGCACAGGUAGAUGGAGAGAGGAGCCACCAGCUGAGUGACCACCUGGCCAGGACACUCCACCAGGAAAUGAAGGUGUGCUCUAAUGCUGCUGGUCGCUACCCUAGCAACUACAAUGCCUGGUCCCAUCGCAUCUGGGUGCUACAGCAAAUGGCGAAGGGCAAUGUCAAGGUUUUUCACGAUGAGCUGUCGUCCAUGCGUCUGUGGGUGUCCAUGCAUGUUUCUGACCACAGCGGAUUUCAUUUGAGGGAGCUCAUCACUGAGCUGUCCAAAACUCCAGCUGCUAACACUAUCACAACCUGUCCAUCCCAGUGCCAGUCUGUCGCAACUCCCAGCACCAGUCCCCACCAUCACAGUUGUGCCCGAUCUAAUGGUCAGCUCUCAAGAGGAGAUAAUGGCACAGAUGAGGAGGAGAGACAGCUCAGCUCUACCACUGUUCUUCAGCUUUUCCACCAGGAGAUGGAGCUGUGUUCUGACCUUAUCCAGUCCUACCCUGGACAUGAGACUCUCUGGAGUCAUAGGCGACAUGUCUUUUAUUUAUGGCACCACUGGAAAAGGGAACAUCAGCACCUCAGCAGCAGUGACAACAGCAGCAGUGUUAAUGGAAAUAGGCAGAAAGUCGAGUCUCACGGUGGCGACGGUGGUCUGCCAAAGGUCAACGGUGAAAGCUGUGCAGACCAGGUGGAGAGCCAGAAAGAACGAAGUCCCACCGUUGAACCCAUGGAUGUUGACGUGCUGUCUUUACAUGACAGUAAACGACUAAAGAGAGGCGUCCCGCUGCUUAGCAUUACAUUGUCCUCUGAGCACAGCUUCUUAGAUGAAAUCAUGGACCGAUGCUCUAACCCAGAGCAGAGACGUUUUGCUCUAGCAUAUGAAAAGUGGUUGGACACUGUUAUUGGUCAGCGGCCAUGAGACAGAGUCUAGGAUAUCUAGACUCUUUUCUUCACAGACCACAAGUUUAGGAUCAGUUGACCUCCUGUAGCUCUGAUAGAAACAAAUAGACGGGCACAGUUUAAACUCUGACCUUGGCCGGAGGUGAGUAGAGAGGAUGGUGAUGGGAUGUUGUUCCUCAGAAACAAACCUGGAUUCUCUUGAGCUUCAUCUGAGCCAGUGCUUCUUCAGAAUGGAAAUCAGCACAAAAGAAAGCCUAUAGUUUUUUGUUAUUAUUUUAUUUUCAUAUAGACUCCGCUCUUAUUUUAGAUUUGCUCAGUACCUCAGGACAGAUUUCUACAUUUUGUCCCAGUGUUCAACCACUAAAUGCUUUUUUUCCUCCUUAAAAUAUUUCAUCAGACAAACCCUUUUUUUGGGUUAUAGGUUUCUACAUUAGGAUUCACACAGGUGAACUAAUCAUUAUGUUCAUUGAACCCGAUAUAUAUAAUUCUAUAGCCUUUUAGCUGAUAUUUAUAUAGGUAUAGGAUAUAUCCAUGACAGUAUGAAAUAAUGAUUGACAGUUAAUGUAAACAAACCGUAGCUACAUUUGUCUUCACCAUUAUUUUUACAUAUUGCAGUAUGUCUUUUGGCUCAUCUUUGAAACGAAGAGCCGAAAGUCGAAGUGACUUGCAGUAAAUCAUGACACAAAAAUAUUAAAAAAUAUUUAAAAAAGGUAAUGUAAAAACAAAGGUGUUUGUGAUGAAAUAUUUUCUCAUUGCAACAAAAUGUCAUCAAAUUCAAAUACCACUUGUUGCAAUGUCAGGUUUAAAGCACAGAAUCCUCAGAUUUCCAUUCUGAAGGCAAUAAUGGGUGUAAACCCCUUUUUAUGUUGUGUUUUUGGUUGUCGCUGCUCUUCUGGGCUCUUCUCUAUCCUGUUAUUCCACUGAAUCCAGUUGCUGAAUCCUACAUUGAAAUGCGUGUGCGCCUUUUCAACAUGGUCCAAAACUUCUUUUUUUUUAACCUUGAUUUUUAUGUGUGCACUGACCUUGGUCAUCUGUAAGAGUUAUCUUUUGUUAACCUGCAGCACUGAGACCAUUAGCAGAUCAAUGUCGGCACUAUUUCUUUUGAUUAACUGGUACUGAGGAAGGACCGUGUUAGCUGACAGUGCCUGGAGCUACACGUUCCAGCUACAGCAAGUGGGGUGAACAUCAAGGAUGAGUCUCCUAUCCAAGGUUGCAGCCAAGCUUGUAGAAAUAACGUAUAUAUUUGCCAAACACCAUUUAACAGUACAUUUGAACCUCAGACUAUAAAAACGUCUGGUUUGCUACUAACCUAUGUAUCCAGUUGACACAAAACCUAUAAAUAGUUUUUGGGAUACAAUACAUUUAUUCAUAUUUUCUGACCUUUACAUUUUAGUUAAAGGUCCACUUUGCAAGAAUAGGUGACAUCUAAUGGUUAGAUUAGACGAGAGGAAGGCUGCGUGGCUCAUCCUUCAUUUCCUCAGAAGAAUCCAAGAACUUAGAAUGAGGGAUGUCGUAAAGAUGACUAUUGGUCAAAAACGCUUCAAUAGAAAUAGAUCUUUUUGUUUUAUUUUAUUUAUAUAAAUACAUAUACAGUAUAUCAGUAAAAGUAUUACUUAGUAUUAUUCUGUAAGUUUCUGCUCCCUGGAGCCAAACAGUAAGUAAUGCAGAAACAAGGCAGUACAACCUGGUGGAUAUUGUUGAAGCACAACCCUUGUUGACAGUACAUGACAACAGGCGUUGAAAAACACUUUAAUGUAAAAGUAUAUUAGAGUCGUGUACAAACCCUCAUCAAUGUUACACACCAGACCUUUAAAUAAGUACUGCUCAUUCCUUCAUUCCUGGCUGGCUUAUAAGAAACGAUUAAUGAUUUUACUGUGGCUGAUAACUCAUAACCUGCUUUAUUUAAAAGAUAAGAAUCUUUAAAAAGAUCACACUUUUUUUCUGUGAUUUGAAUAAUUAUUAUAGCAGUAUGAUUUCUCUCUGUUUGUGACUUUUGUCUAGGUAUGGCGCUACACAGCCUUUUUCAUAUGCAAUACAGAAACAACUUAGUAUCUGCCGAUACCGAUCUAUCCAGUACUUUCUAUCCUACAUGCUGUGGGCUGCCAUUUCUGGGGUGAAGGUGUCCCUGAAAGGUUGACUGAUCCUAAGUAUCGGAUCUAGCCUUCCCUACUUUUAUCAUGUUGAUUUUGUACAUGACGUGCUUCUAUAAUCCUUCCAGUCAUAUUCGGACAUCUAAACUUCCAGACCCCAUAUACAUGCUGCAAAUAAUAAUAUAUUAUCUCACACAGGCACAGAGGACUUAAUAGCCAAUCACCAUCUUUCUAGUGAAAAACAACCAAAAAUUUUAGGCCCAGAAAUAUUAGUAACUAAAAAUGUCACCCCUUUACUGUGAUGGGAAGCUUUACUGCUACUGAACACGGACGUUGGAAUUCAAGGUGGACGCGGGGUUCGUUGCUGCUUCAGUGCCCUCUUGUGGAAAGAAGUUCUUUAUGGUAAAAGCUGGUUUAACCCCUAACCUUGAAUCACACUUAAAGAAAUAAUAAAUGGAAUAUUUCAUUACUUCAACUA